AAGAAGAAAUCCAAGAACAAGAAAAGAGACAACAAAACGACCAACCUGCUCAGAACACCACCCCACGUCAACCCGUCCNACCUGUCAACAGCCCUCCCAUCGCGAACCAUGGCCGAGUCACAGAGAAACGAGCCCGGUAUCUCCGAAAGAAGAGGCAUCAGAUGGUUUAAACUCGAAGAGCCAACUUCCACGUUGGUCCUGACCGGCUCCAAAGGACAGUUUGUCGAUAUUCGCAUCUUCUGCAAGCCCGGAGAGGCAUUGCCUAACGAAGUCAUCGACGGACCGUCACUAGAUCAUCCAUCCAAUCCACCUCCACCAACAGAUGGCUCCUCAAGGUCUGUCUGCCAUUCUACGUUCUCGCAUUGGAUCGAUAGCCGCACCGAUACUCCUGGACCUGAUCAGGGUGAUAUGUAUCCCCAACCCAACAACACGACCCUUGAACUCGGCGCAAUGUACAACCCUCUCACAAACUCAGAGCAAGCCUAUGAAGAACUCUGGGUUGACUACUCUGCCUCUGCCGUAGAAGGGACACGCUGGAGUGUCGUUAUCGAUCUAGACGAUCCCGAACACAAUGCAAAAGGACGUGUCGUUCGCGUAGGAGAAUAUUGUCAAGGUAUACUCAAGGUCGGCGAGCAUGUGACUGUAGAGCGCUGGGGCUUUGAAGUAUCAGGAAAGGACAGCAAAGGUGAUUGGAAACGCCUUGCUAGGUUGGGCAAUCUGUUCUUGCCCGUCUCACUGGCAUUCACACCCGAGCGAGUGAUCGAGGGAAACAUUCUGACCUAUGGAGAUUACACAUGGGUCGUCAAGGAGGUGUAUUCAUGGUGA
Messenger RNA from Aureobasidium musti, 825 nucleotides. Lineage: Eukaryota; Fungi; Ascomycota; Dothideomycetes; Dothideales; Saccotheciaceae. The record is from the annotation of a GenBank genome assembly.